AUUCUAAAGCUGCAUCGCUGGGGAGGAGAGAAGAUGGUGAGAGGGAAAACCCAAAUGAAACGGAUCGAGAACACUACGAGCAGGCAAGUGACCUUCUCCAAGCGUCGGAACGGAUUACUCAAGAAAGCGUUCGAGCUUUCCGUUCUCUGCGAUGCCGAAGUCGCUCUCAUUGUCUUCUCCCCAAGAGGGAAACUCUGUGAGUACGCCAGCUCCGGCAUGCAGAACACAAUAGAUCGUUACCAAAGACUUGCUAGAGAUGUACAAACCAACAGCAAGGCAAUAGAACAAAGCGUGCAGUCCUUGCAGAAUUUGAAGUAUGAAUAUGCUAACAUGGAAAAGAAGAUUGAACUUCUUGAAGUUUCAAAACGGAAGCUUAUGGGAGAAGAUCUGGGAUCAUGUUCUAUAGAUGAACUGCAACAGAUAGAAAACCAGUUGACACAAAGCUUAAGCAAUAUUAGGGGAAGAAAGACUCAGUUAUUUAAGGAACAUAUUGAGCAACUAAAGGAAAAGGAGAGGAUACUGAAAGCGGAGAAUAGAAUACUACGCGAGAAGGUGCAGGCACUGCAACAAACAAUCCUAGAUAGACAGAUUGUCCCACACAAUCAAAGUAGUCCACAUACAGAUGUGGAAACUGAACUGUCUAUUGGAAUACCUGAAAGAGGAAAUGUGUGCUCCCCAUCAGAGAAUUGAUUAGUAUUCUCAAUGGUACCAAUAUAGAAUGAUUAUAAAGGGAGAUAGAUUAGUAUUUUGGCUUGAAAAGAACUUAAGCAAUUUAUCUACAUUCUAAUAUGUGAAACAAACUAGAAAACAACAAUAACAAUACAAUAGUAGUAUUUGUUU
Messenger RNA from Telopea speciosissima, 840 nucleotides. Its product is annotated as MADS-box protein SOC1-like. The record is from RefSeq and is a predicted model, not a curated record. Gene Ontology annotation, molecular function: DNA-binding transcription factor activity, RNA polymerase II-specific; RNA polymerase II cis-regulatory region sequence-specific DNA binding; protein dimerization activity. Gene Ontology annotation, biological process: positive regulation of transcription by RNA polymerase II. Gene Ontology annotation, cellular component: nucleus. Bases 34 to 690 code for a protein of 218 amino acids. NCBI's taxonomy places the organism in Eukaryota, Viridiplantae, Streptophyta, Magnoliopsida, Proteales, Proteaceae. The transcript has 7 exons.